AUGGAUCCCCUCUCAAUAGCUGGCAGCGUUGCAGGACUGGUCAGUUUGGCGGAUGUGGUAUUCCGAACAGUAGCAAAGUAUCGAAGAGAGGUAAAAGGCGCUCAGAAAGAAGUGGACAAUCUUCUCAACGAGGUGAAGAAUACAUCUCUUCUCCUCCACAAUUUGUCUCUCAUAGCUUACGACCUGGAGAGCGGCGCCGUUCCCGGCCAGACGAGAGGCCCGAAUCUCAAGCUAGAGCAUCUUAAUGAUUGUCGAAAUCUUCUGCGCCGACUUGAGAGCGGACUGACUGGGGCGAAAGACGCCUUCGAGCUGCCCUCUCGUCUCGACAGGCUGCAGGCUCGUUUAAAAUGGCCCUUCUCUGCUUCAGAAAUGAGAGAAAUGGUUGAGUCGCUACGAAACCAACAGAGGUUUAUCAAUACAUCCCUCACGGCAGAUUCAAUCACGCAACUCAAAGCAUGUCUUUCUUUGCAACAGGAUACAGCGGGCCGAGUCAAAGACCUGCAAGCCACAACGAGCCAGAUCCUUGAUGUCCAGACAACAAUCCGACUUGAUGAACGCAGGAGCCGGGUCCUUGAUUUUUUUCUCAAGGCAAAUCCUCAGUCAGAAUUCGAAAUGAGUAAAAAGCUGCGGCACCCACUUACUGGCUUAUGGCUUACGGAAGGGGAGGAUUUUCAUCGCUGGUACAACGAUCCUGGCGCGAGGAUAUGGCUCAACGGUAUCCCGGGAGCGGGAAAAUCGGUGAUAGCCGGGGCGAUCAUUGCCGAAUGUUUUCUUCAAAAUCAAUCAAACCCUGGAAGCGCUGUUGCAUACUUUUAUUGUACUUAUCGAGAUUCGAGAACGUUCUCAGCGUCGAAUAUCCUGUCAUCUGUUGCUGCACAACUUGCUCGACAAGACGAGAAGGCAUAUGAAUUGUUAGAGGCGUAUUACAACGAGCUACGUCUGGGGGACUCUCUUCCAAAGAACCCAACUACCAAGGGUCUGCGGGAGAUUCUGAGCACCAUGUCUACACUCUUCAACCGGGUGUAUAUUAUUAUCGAUGGGCUUGAUGAAUGCGACAAUGAAGUCGAGGAAAAUGUCCAAUGCCUCCUCGCACUUGCGCGUGAUAGCAACAUGAAGAAACAAGUCAACAUAGCUCUCUUAAGCAGAGAUGAGGUCUUCAUUCGAGAAAGUCUCGAAAUUGAGUUCCGUGUCAUCGAAAUAGAAGCCCAUACCGAAGAUAUUCAACUAUAUGUGGCUUCAGAACUGGAGGAACGGAUCGGUUCUGGAAGACUCAGGAUUAGGGAUAUGAGUCUUCGGGGCCAUAUCAUAGCGGAACUUGUCAAAGGCGCGAAAGGAAUGUUCCGAUGGGUGGCUUGUCAACUUGAUUACAUGUGUGAGCUUCCGACAGAUGGAGCUAGGCGCAAGGCUUUAAAUCAACUUCCACCAACACUGCCGGCAACCUACGAGCGCAUCCUGUUGAGGGUGGACGCUCAUAGCGAGCAAGUGAAAUCCCUAGUGAAGAACAGCCUUCUACUUAUCGCCUAUAAGAAUCCUGGCCUCGCCUUUGGAGAUCGUAGCCUCAGCUCUCGCAUGAUUUGCGAGGCAGUAUCUACUUCUUUAAAUUUCACUAGAUUGGAUGCCGACGAAAUAGUUGAAGAGCAAGAAAUUUUGAGAUGGGUUGGAAGUUUGGUGCGCAGAUCCAACGACAAGAAACGAUUUGAAUUCGCGCAUUUCACGGUGCAAGAGUUUCUUGAGAAGAUUUGCCCCAGCCACCAUACUUUGAGCGCAUACAGCAUAUCUGGGGGUAGAAUUUUGGGAUACCUGACUUCUAUCUGCCUAAAAUAUUUAACCUUGGAUAAUUUUAUCCAAUGUGACCCGCAACUCACCACCGAGAAUAUUCGAAAUCUUCUACAAUUAACAAAAUCGCGACCUUUUUAUGAAUUUUCUGCCAUUUUUUGGCCGAUAAUUCUGAAUAGAGGCUCGGAUGAGACCGAGGACAAUAUAAAUUUCCAACUCCAGACAUUAUUUCAUCCCCGGAAAACCAAACAAUUUUGUCUUUGGGCAAUUGAACUAGUAAGGCACUGCUACACUCGGCCCAUUAACGACAUUCUCGAGCCACACGACGAUUUCUUCGACGAUGAGGAGCAUGCUGCAGUCUACAUAUCAGCUCUGCUCAGGCCAGACUUUACUCCGUUACAUAUGUCAGCCGCCUUGGGAUUUCCGCAACUUACAAAGCAUCUAAUCAACAUGGGUUGUAGCCCGAACGUGACCAGCAGGUUUGGAACCCCGUUGCAUUGCGCUGUUGGGGGCCUUGCCGUAUUUUCCGAUUCUGACGAUCUUGGACAAUUCUCUACCACUAAAGGCCUACACACUGGUAAGGCAAGACGUGAUACCGUUCAGCUACUUCUCAAUGCUGGCUGUAGCCCAAUCUCCAGAUUUCAAUCAGACUUUAGGUCUUCAGGUAUGCUCGGACUUUCUGCUAUCUUUGACGCCUCCGAGUUGGAGUAUUUUGAAAUUAUCAUUGAUCUUCUGCGUGCGGGGGCCAUUGUUGAAGACGAUGACUUGGGAGCCUUCUCUGCUACUUAUGGCGAAACUCUUGAAGUCUGUCCAGAUUUCGAGGAGGAGCAGGAAUGGAAUGACGGACAAAUAUUGAAAGAUUUGAUUGAGGCCCUUGGUACCCCAACUGUGGAUGACGGGGCUCGAUUUCAAUUAUUCUCCAUGACAGUACAACUUGUCGCAGAGGUGAAAAUUACAACAACGGAUGAAACCCCCCAAGAGAUAUCUCUUGGGGAAGAAAAUGCCGCCCCUAUCUUCUCUAUAAUUCGCGACAAUGAUGUUUCUCAAUUAGGUCGACUUCUUCAAGACGGAAAUUUAGACUGGUUAGAAACUACGAUAUUAGACGACGGAGUAGAAGGGUUAAAGCCAAUACAUUUGGCCACACGCGAAAGAUCUCUAGACGUUUUGGGUCUGAUACUUGAGAGCGGAUGCGAUGUCAACAACUUAAUGGACGACGGACGAGCGGCGGCAAAUUUAUGCUGGGAAGAUAAACAGGGGGAACAUCUCAAGCUCCUGUUAAAGUACGGGGCUUCUACCACUUUCAAAGGACGUGAUGGCACAUCUUUAUGGCAUGCUGCUGCCAUAGAAGACUCUGUAAUCAUCAUGAAAAUGUUGGUUCAAAGUGAGCAGCGGGAUCAGGGGCUACGAAUGAUGUCCUCGGAAGGGCAGACUCCGAUCUGCGCUGCUAUCUCUGCACGUUGUCUCGGUUCUGCUCUUGUUAUGCUGCCCUACUGCAACACAGAAGAAUGCUGGAAAUCGAAUACGUCAAUAUUUCGUGAUGCCACAGUACUGGGAUCUUUUAGCAUCAUCAAAGAGCUUAUCGAAGUUGGUGUUGACUUAGACGGGGUGGACAGUGAAGGGUCGCCGCUACAUUUUCUGCCCAAAACCCCGGACAAAGAGUGUGUGGACCUGCUUUCCUCGCUGUUUGACCUGAAUCAGAGGUCGUCUGUCAACCAAAGAAUGCCAUUUGAACAUUACAUUUCUUGCACUUUAGGCCAAGGAGCCUAUGCUAACCCGGAGAUAUACAAAAUCCUUCUUCCACGAGAGGCGCUAUCACAACUAUCACAAACUACGGAAUCAUGUCGUGUUUGGACAAAUAUAUGCGAAAUCAUUGCUCUACCUAAGAACAUAUCGAGCAUCGGCAUUUCUUGGGGAAGGGAAGUACUGGAUUAUCUCAUCAAUAUGAAGGUUUUGGAACUGUUUGAGACAGAACGACACUUGUCAGGCGUGGUUCCUCUGUGCGAUGCAUUUUUGCGUGCACUGGCGCAACCGGACUUCAAGGCGGAGCCUAAGAAUGGAUGUAUACACUUAAAUGGGACCUUUGGUAUACUAUCUGGCGUUUACUGGGAGUAUUUUUCAGCCAUGUUCAUGCUAGUUGUUGAGCAAACAACGCUACCAACAGCCGUUAUGGCCAAUCCCACCAUUCUAACAGCCUUCAAACAUGCGAUUGCACAAAAUGAUCUGCCUUUGGUCAGACUACUUCUGGAAAAUGGCGCAGAGCUCUAUACUGAAGUAGAUGGCAUGAGUGCUUUCGAAAUAGCCUGUUGUACUAGCCUAUCCAGUGAUUUAUUUGCCUGCAUCAUAGACCACUCACAGGUUGAUUAUCUUCAGAAAGCAAACAGGGCCAAACAUGGGCGCGGCCCGCUUCACUAUGCUUGCUCUUCACGAAGCCUUCCACAACACGCAGAUAGUAUUCGUGUGCAAAUUCUACGCAGCCUGCUUCAGAACAUUGAAGAUUGUGAUAUACCAAACUCGGAACAGGUAGGGACCCCAUUAUUCGACCAUGUCGUGAGAGGUUCUAUCAGUACAGUUGAGGUGCUUGUGCAGGCAGGCGCAAACCCAUGGAAAACCUGUGCUUCUACGGGGUACAACUCGGUGAUGGCGGCAGUCUAUCAAGGGUUCACAUGGGGAACCAUUGAGAUUCUUACUCAGAAUGACGCCUACCCACCACAGUGGAAACACGCCCUAAAAUGUGGGGAAACAGUUCUACACAUCGCCGCAGCAGUUGGCAACUGCGAUUGCCUAGAAGUACUGCUAGACAAAAGCAUUGCUGGCCACACGCACACUCUCGACAAAUAUGAUAGAACACCUAUGCACCAUGCAGCAGCGAACGGCCGCACUGAAGCCUUUCGCGUCCUUGCCCAAAGGGGAGGAGAUGUUAAUCUGAAAACAAUCCAGGGCCUCACACCGCUGCACUUCGCAGCGAAAAAUGGCCAUCCAAGUAUCGUGAAGGUCUUGCUUGAAAUGGGAGCCAAGCAGUUUGAAUGUUCAAAUGGAUGGACCCCGUUAAUUUAUGCAUACAUCGGGGGCAACCCUGAUGUUAUCAAGAUGCUAACUGCUGAAGCCAACGUUGUUCGAUCAGCGGAUCAGAUCAUAAAACCAAAGGCACUACUUACUAUGUCAAAGGCUUUAUGCGCUGCUGUAAUGAACGACGACCAUGCUGCAUGUGAGAGGCUCAAAAGCCUAGGUUGCCCAAUCGACAUUGAACUUGAGUUCUCAGGGCAGUGUAUCACUCCCCUGAUGCUUGCGAUGUGCCAGAGGAAAAGCCUAGAGCUGAUAAAUUGGCUCAUUGAAAACGGCUCCCUGCUGUCUAUCGCCCAAAGAUUUCUAAUCAAUGGAUAUUACUUUUCUGUUCUAGAUGUAGCGAUUAUGGAAUCCGUUUAUGUCGGCUUUCUCCCGAAGCUGAUCAACGCCUUUGUUGAGGAGGGAGGUGAUUUACUCAGUCCACCACACAAUAUUCUCUUCAAGGCAAUUGAUUAUCGAAGAUACGGUGCGUUGAACAUCCUACUUGAGGGAGAUUUUAAGGGCGUCGCCACAUUAAAUAAGCCAGCCCAUGAGGCCCGGUCAGCGAUCAUUCGUCUCGUCAAUGAACGCCAAGAAACAAAUUUCUAUGAAGAAACUCCCCUCAUAGAAGCAGUUUCCUCAAGAGCUGUUGAUGCUGUGGAGCUUUUGAUACAAGCCGGAGCGGACGUCAAUUUUGUGGACUCUUCUUGGGGGAACACAGCCUUGCACCACGCAACAUUCGAGGAAUCCGUAGAUAUAGUACAGCUGAUCCUUGAUUCUGGUUGCCUCGUUAAUGUGCGGAACAUGUGGCAGCAAACGGCUGCCGAUUAUGCCUUCAUCUGUGGUAACCUAGCUAUUGCCCGUCUACUGACUCAAGCUGGUGCGCAAGUAACAGCGGAGAGCAUCAUACUGUUAGGCCAUCGCCGGUCUUUGGCUCACCUAUUCAACAGCAAUGAUACAGAGGCUUCAUGGUCUUUGCAUCUACAAGAUCCCCUGCAUAUCCCAAUCACAAUGACCAGCCAUGAAAUAUCCAACAUAACGGCAAAUAUUCCUGUCCUGCGUCGAUACAUGGGCGAUGCUAAGUUAGCAACUGUUUUACAUUUCCAUUCUUCUGGGAAGCACAGCGUUCUAUGCCAAGCAAUCAUGCUGGGCUUGACGAAGGCAGUUGAAAGUUUGGUCAGAUUUGGAGCCGAUAUUAACCAUCUAUGUGAGGAUCACGGUACUGCCUUAACAGUGGCUGCUCGUUUCCAGCGGUUCGAAUUGUUCAAGUACCUUUUUCGAAACGGCGCAAACAUGGAUCAUGGCUCCAAACAACUAUCAAAUGUUCUUUCAAAUGUUGAUGGCAAAAUUGAUCCCAUUAUGUUGGAUUGGGUACUCGUCACUCGGCAUACUGAACAACGCCGGAUCACGUAUGAACAGUCCGACAUGGACACGAACAUUACUGGCCGGGCAGGGGUGAAGACAGCCGCAAUACGUAUGAAGUGGGAGUGGAAGAAACGUCGCCUCGAGUCCUCGUUUGUAUAUGCCCGUCGACUGCAAGACAUCAAGAGGUCGCUUCGAGGCAAAGUUGUCAGUCCCUUGGAGGCCAAGCUAUAG
Molecule: messenger RNA, 6414 nt
Organism: Clonostachys rhizophaga
Lineage: Eukaryota; Fungi; Ascomycota; Sordariomycetes; Hypocreales; Bionectriaceae
Source: the annotation of a GenBank genome assembly